GCGAGGAAGGCGGCUCGGGGCACAACUGUAAGUGUGGAUCAAAGCGAGGACGCGCGACGAGCGGCGGCGGGGGCGACGAGCGGCCCUGGGCAGGGGGAUGCGGCGGGCGCUGGCUGCCCAGCGCGCCGGGGAGUCGGGCUGCGCGGCUCACGUGCUGAGCAGGAACCCCAGCAGAGAGGAGAACGAAGAGGAAGGCAACCGCCGGGAAAGGCGCUGCGCUGAACGGAGUUGCAGGGCUGGCGCAGAGCCGGGUCCCCACGUCCCGCGCAGUGAGCAGCCGAGACAAUAAAGUAGCGGUCGACGACCCCCGAGCGCCCGAGGGAGGAGGCAGCAGAGCAGGCUUUGAUGAAAAAUCGAGAAGAAAGAAUGUGUGAAAGAAAAAGAUGACGGCUGUGCAUGGCAAACAAAAUCCAAAGAUUAACGCAGUGAGAACAAAAGGAAGGCGGUAUAAUACUUACUAGUUAAAGAUGACAGAAGGCAGGCACUGCCAGGUGCACCUCCUGGAUGACAGGAGACUGGAGCUGCUGGUUCAGCCCAAACUUCUAUCAAGAGAGUUGCUGGACCUCGUGGCUUCACAUUUCAACCUGAAAGAAAAGGAGUACUUUGGAAUAACGUUUACAGAUGACACAGGUCACCAGAACUGGCUGCAGUUAGAUCACCGAGUUCUUGACCAUGAUUUGCCCAAGAAACAAGGCCCGACUAUUUUGCACUUCGCAGUAAGGUUUUACAUUGAGAGCAUAUCGUUUCUAAAGGAUAAAACCACCGUGGAGCUGUUUUUCCUGAAUGCAAAGUCCUGUGUGCACAAGGGGCAGAUCGAAGUAGACAGUGAAACCACCUUCAAGUUAGCGGCGCUGGUUUUGCAGGAAGCCAAAGGGGACUACACCAGUGAUGAAAAUGCCAGGAAAGAUUUGAAGACACUACCAGCCUUUCCAACCAAAACUCUCCAGGAGCAUCCAUCCCUCGCUUACUGUGAGGACAGGGUAAUUGAGCAUUAUUUGAAAGUCAAAGGUCUGACUCGGGGUCAAGCUGUGGUUCAGUAUAUGAAAAUAGUAGAAGCUCUACCGACUUAUGGAGUCCAUUAUUAUGCAGUAAAGGAUAAACAAGGACUUCCUUGGUGGCUUGGAAUCAGCUAUAAAGGAAUUGGCCAGUAUGAUUUACAAGAUAAGGUGAAACCUCGGAAAUUAUUCCAAUGGAAACAGCUGGAGAACUUAUAUUUCCGUGAGAAAAAAUUUGCUGUUGAAGUUCACGAUCCACGGAGGAUUUCGGUGUCAAGAAGAACCUUUGGGCAAAGUGGCCUCUUUGUGCAAACGUGGUAUGCAAACUCGUCGCUCAUCAAAUCCAUCUGGGUAAUGGCCAUUAGUCAGCAUCAGUUUUACUUGGACCGGAAGCAAAGCAAAGCAAAAAUUCCUUCAGCCAGGAGUUUGGACGACAUCGCCAUGGAUUUGACGGAGACGGGAACACCAAGGGUCUCCAAACUGGUGACAUUGGAGGCGAAAAGUCAGUUCAUCAUGGCAAGCAAUGGCAGUUUAAUCUCCUCAGGUUCUCAAGACUCAGAAGUAAGUGAGGAGCAAAAGAGAGAGAAAAUUCUUGAACUCAAGAAGAAGGAAAAGCUGUUGCAAGAAAAACUCCUGAAGAAAGUUGAGGAGCUUAAGAAGAUCUGUUUGCGGGAGGCUGAGCUCACAGGCAAAAUACCAAAGGAGUAUCCUCUGAACAUAGGUGAGAAACCUCCUCAGGUCAGAAGGCGUGUAGGUACCGCGUUCAAAUUAGAUGACAACUUGCUGCCCAGUGAAGAGGAUCCUGCUUUGCAAGAACUGGAGAGCAAUUUCUUGAUACAGCAAAAGCUGGUUGAAGCUGCAAAGAAACUUGCCAAUGAGCCAGACCUUUGCAAAACCGUGAAGAAAAAACGAAAGCAGGAUUACGCGGACGCAGUGAAAAAGCUUCAGGAGAUUGAAAAUGCAAUAAAUGAAUACCGAAUUAGAUGUGGAAAGAAACCCAGCCAGAAAGCAACAGUUAUUUUACCAGAAGACAUAAUCCCAUCAGAGAGCAGCUCCUUGUCUGACACUGCCACCUAUGACGAUCCCAAUGACACCUUCGCUGUUGCUGGGCAGCGAUCAAGUUCAGUACCUCAUUCUCCAAGAAUUCUUCCCCCCAAGUCUCUUGGUAUUGAGCGAAUCCACUUCAGGAAGUCAUCCAUCAAUGACCAGUUUGUGGAUACCAGGCAGUCCAGAGAAAUGCUGUCAACACACAGCAGCCCAUACAAAACCCUGGAGAGGCGGCCCCAAGGAGGACGAAGCAUGCCCACCACACCGGUUCUUACCCGAAACGCCUACAGCAGCAGCCACUUGGAACCUGAAUCUUCAUCUCAGCACUGCCGCCAGCGGAGUGGAAGCCUCGAGUCCCAGUCCCACCUGCUCUCUGAGAUGGACAACGAUAAGCCAUUUUUCUCCCUCUCCAAAUCCCAAAGAAGCAGCAGCACGGAAAUCCUCGAUGAUGGGUCUUCCUACACCAGCCAAUCAAGCACGGAGUAUUACUGUGUGACACCAGUUGCCGGCCCCUAUUACACCACCCAGACUCUGGACACUCGUGCCAGGGGUCGGAGAAGGUCCAAGAAACAGAAUGUUUCCGCUUCAAAUUCAGGAAGCAUGCCCAACCUAGCACAAAAGGAUAGUUUGAGGAAUGGCGUCUACUCAAAGAGUCAGGAGCAACCAUCUUCUAGUUAUUAUAUUGCUGGGUACACACCAUAUACAGAGUGUGAUCUUUAUUACAGUGGUGGCUAUGUCUAUGAGAAUGACACUGAGGGACAGUACAGUGUCAAUCCUUCCUACCGGUCCUCAGCCCAUUAUGGAUACGACCGCCAAAGGGACUACAGCAGAUCCUUUCAUGAAGACGAGGUUGACCGGGUACCCCACAACCCGUAUGCAACUCUCCGGCUGCCAAGGAAGGCAGCUGCCAAGUCGGAGCAUAUCACCAAAAACAUCCACAAGGCCUUAGUUGCAGAGCACCUGCGUGGCUGGUACCAGCGGGCCUCUGGGCAAAAGGAGCAGGGGCACAGCCCACAGACUAGCUUUGACUCAGACAGGGGAUCGCAGAGAUGCCUGGGGUUUGCUGGGCUGCAAAUACCCUGUUCUCCAAGCAGUCGAGCAUCUUCCUACUCUUCAGUGUCUUCUACAAAUGCUUCUGGGAGCUGGAGGACCCAGAUAACCGUAGGGCUAUCUGAAUACGAGACCCCCGCGCAUUCUUACACCAGCUGCUAUGGCAACAUCUACAAUCCUUUGCCCUCUCCAGGCAGGCAAAACCAAGGGCUUCUGUCCCGGAAAAUGGUUGUGUCUCCAGAAAUGAGAUCAGUUUUAAAUUCUCUUUUGCUAAGGGUAGCCAGCUGUAACAGUACACAGAGACCAGUCAACUGGACGGUACAGAUGGAAACCGAUUGGAAGACAGCCUGGACAGUAGUGAGCAGAGGCUCUUUUGGCAUGAAGAUUCAAAGCCUGGAACAUUAGUCUGAACUGCAGUUGGACCUCUUGACCAAGCACUGCAUUCUCACACUAGUGUGCCUUGCAAAAUGUGUUCGUCUUCCCAGAAGGCUGUUGGUCUUUGGAAACCUAAGGGCAUCUGAGGUGGAAGUGAAUCACACACUAAGCCACACAGAGCCCCUAAACAACAACUUGCCUUUCAAAGUCCAGUCACUAACCUGACAAACCAAGGUUGGACCACACAUUGAACCGUUGCCAAGAGAGGAUUCGGCCUUUAUCAAUAGCAAGCACUUUUUAUGGGAUUAAAGUUGUUGAAGGCAAACCUCGAAACUGUGAACAGUGCGUUCAGGGUCUCCACUAGGAAAGAAGGAGAGGGGAAAUUUCAGAGCACAAUUCAGGAUGAUGAGAGAAGGGAAACUAGAAGCUUCUGAGUCAUUCCUCACCAUCAGAAAGUUUGAAUUUGUGAGCUGGUGAAGAAUAACAUGCUAUUUCUACACAGACAUGAACAAUUUAGACAGUAUUGGAAAAUUACUUGAAGAGAAGUUGGAUUUUCAUGAAGUUCAGAAUGAGUGUAAAUGUUUUUAGGAUAUUAUAAAGAGUGAUGGUUUUCAUAAACACCAUAAAAUGGGUUCUGGAAAGACUUAUCGCUGUAGCAUCCUGUAAUAUAAGUUUAUGGUAGCAGACUGGGGAAAAUGAAGCAGUCCACUGAAUAAUUGACAAACUCUGCUUGGAGAAUUUUCUAAGGUACAAUAUCAUUGAGCUCCUUUUUUCUUUCUACACCAAUGGCAUGAUGAGCUAUUAUUCAGGCUGGUAACUUUCCAACUGGCUGUCCUUUGAAAUGGCAGACUUGAUAUGGAAAGUUUAAUAAUCGAGCAUUUAAAAAAGUAUUUUAAGGUAAUACAGAAAGAACCUAAAACAACAACAACAACAAACCCACAUCAUUUUAGAUGAAUUGCGUGCCUUAAAAUGGUGAACAUUAGAAAAUUAAGCAUACUGUCUGGAUUCCACAGGUGGUUCUAAGUCUCCAAGUGACAAAAACAAGAUUGGUCAUAAAAAAAACUCCAAGCUGCAGUAGAUUUAAUUAUGAGGCUAAAACUACCUCAUACUUUCCUUGGAAGAACUAAUUAGCUAUGGUUUAUUGUAGGUUUUUUUUAAGAACAAAUAUUUCCAUAUUCCAGAUUGAUCUUUUUUGUCAUCUCUACUCUGCUUCAAAAUUGUGUACAAGGUGCUCCUUCUCCCCCUUUUAUACAGGUUUCUUGUUCAUAUUGUGAAUAGAGAAGUUUCCGAACAACCUUUUUUGGAACAUUUUCUAUCUAUAUUCCAAAGCAUGUAAUAUAUACAUAAAGAUGAUUUGUUAAACUGGU
This is a messenger RNA of Equus quagga, 4834 nucleotides long. It is a transcript of the gene FRMD4B, whose product is annotated as FERM domain containing 4B. The record is from RefSeq and is a predicted model, not a curated record. The coding region runs from base 468 to 3497 and encodes 1009 amino acids. Gene Ontology annotation, cellular component: bicellular tight junction; cytoskeleton; adherens junction. NCBI's taxonomy places the organism in Eukaryota, Metazoa, Chordata, Mammalia, Perissodactyla, Equidae. The transcript is spliced from 25 exons. Gene Ontology annotation, biological process: establishment of epithelial cell polarity.